Molecule: messenger RNA, 2776 nt
Organism: Pteronotus mesoamericanus
Lineage: Eukaryota; Metazoa; Chordata; Mammalia; Chiroptera; Mormoopidae
Product: putative testis-specific Y-encoded-like protein 3
Exons: 2
Coding region: 16-1296 (426 amino acids)
Biological process (GO): nucleosome assembly
Cellular component (GO): nucleus; chromatin
Molecular function (GO): chromatin binding; histone binding
Source: RefSeq, a predicted model, not a curated record
UGAAUCACAUCCGGAAUGAGGGGGCACGAGGGGCGGAGCGCGCCCCGGAGGAGACCGUGCCUCCCCGCCUCGCAUUCCCAGCGCCAACGCCGCCAGCCGCCGAGCCACCCCUCUCACGGAGCCCACUGUGUCGCCCGCGCACCCCGAGCCCCUUCAGGCCAGAGGCUUCCGCAGGUGAUGGCGGAGGAGGGUGCGGGGGUCCUGGAAACUGUCGCUUGCCUGCCGCCCGUCCUCCUACAGGAGGGGGGCUUGCGCCCAGCCCCGGCGGCUUGGGCCCGAGAAGCCGGGGGUUUUGGCCAUCCCGACCCCUCAGACGACCUGGGGACUGCCCUGCCUGUCCUCGGGCGCCAGGAAGCGUCCUCUGUGGCGACUCAUCCUAACCUGGAAAACGGCCUUGUCAGGGGCGAGGCCCCAGAAACCUGUGGCGCAGUGGGAUUGGAGGUUCACGCUGAAGCCCGCGAGAAGGCCGAGGAAGUGACGAUUGAGGAGGGCGCCAUCUUCUUGGAGGAGGCGGAGGGGGAGGUGCAAAAGCAGCAGGUGGGCGAGGAGAUGGAGGUGGCUGAGGAGAUGGAGGUGGCUGAGAAGCUGGUCGGGGAGGAGAAGCUGGAGGUGGGAGCGGCGGCGCAGGAGGGCCCCGGGCCCCUAAACCUUGAUGGCCCAGUUGUGGACCCACUGGAGGCCAUCCAAUGGGAGCUGGAGGCUGUGAGUGCCCAGGCAGACAGGGCCUACCUGCAGCUGGAGCGCAGGUUUGGGCGCAUGCACCGCUUGCACCUAGCCCGUAGGAGCUUCAUCAUCCAGAAUAUUCCUGGCUUCUGGGUCACCGCCUUCCUGAACCACCCGCUGCUGUCAGCCAUAAUCAGCCCCCGAGAUGAAGACAUGCUCUGUUACCUGAUGAACUUGGAGGUGAGGGAGCUCAGACAUGCCAGGACGGGCUGCAAGUUCAAGUUCCGCUUUUGGAGCAAUCCCUACUUCCAGAACAAGGUGAUCGUGAAGGAGUAUGAAUGCAGAUCCUCAGGCCGAGUGGUGUCUAUCGCAACUCGCAUCCGAUGGCACCGCGGCCAGGAACCGCCUGCUCUGGUACACAGGAACCGGGAGACUGUCCACAGCUUCUUCAGCUGGUUCUCACAGCACAGCCUCCCAGAGGCUGACAGGGUGGCCCAGAUUAUUAAGGAGGACCUGUGGCCCAACCCCCUGCAGUACUACCUGCUGGGAGAUAGGCCCCACAGAGCCAGGAGAGGCCUAGCAAGGUGGCCCACAGAGCCCCCUUCUAGGCCCUAUGGUUUCCAGUCUGGCUAAGUCCUGCCCUGGGACCUGGCCCCUACCUACAUAAGAUUCCCUUCCACCUCCUGUAGACAUCUGCUUAGGCCAACAAUGGCACUCUGUCAUCUGCUUCUCUUCCAUGCACUCUGGCCCCUCUGGAUAUUAAGUGGACACAGCUCCAAGAUCGAGGCCUUCAUGACCAAGCUCUUAUUUCCAUGCGGCCUCCAUGCGUCACAGAAGUCACAGGCCACAGUGUCUAUCCAAGCACCCAGUGCUGUAGACAUGCACUGCCAUCAUCUUCCUGGCCCAUCUUUGAUCAUGGCCUUCCCACAUAUUUCGGAGGUGGGCAGCCACAAGUCAUUGCUGGAAGGACCAGUGUCUCUUCAAGGCCACAUGCUGGGCUUCAUAUUUAUGCUGGCUUUGCACAUUGGCUGUGGCAAGCUGUCUUAUCAUCCACGAUGAAGUGGGUGCAUUUGUGCUGGCUGUCAACCACACUUGGACAUUCUAGGCCUCAGAGCUUCAGGAUGACAGGCCAGGCUACCCCAGGCUCCUGGACUGUUGGGACAUCCGGUAGAAUGGGCACACAGCAGAGGGCUGUUGAGCAUGGGUGAGGUCAAGGACGUGAUGCAGUGGGCAACACAUUUUUGUAAUCACCCCGAUGUUGCCCAUGUUGGCCCUACUUUGCAGCCCGCUAUCUGUGGAGGUCUGUGCUGUACCUUACCAGUGUCUAGCCAUCAUCCUUCUCAUGAGUUUUGCCCAGGUUGCCACCAGCCCUUUUGCUUGCUCUCAGGUCUGUAAGGACAAGAGCUGCGAGGGGACCCAGCGUGGCCACCUGCAAAUGCACGAUACCCCCCAACCCCCCAGGAACUCUGCUCUGCUGGCGUAUCUGGGCGUGUGCUCAAGGCAGGGGCAAUGAAGCCUGUCUUCCUGAGCCCCAGUCCCUGGACUCCUACAGCAUCCAGCUCCCCCAGUUUCCCGGUUUUCAGGCUGCCAGGUUGGAGGUGCUGGGGAAGGGGUGUUUCUGGUCAUAGGGCCUACACCUUCCCAGAGCUCACUUUUUUUUUUUUAAUUUUCUUUAAAACAACAGCUCAGAAACAAAAUAAAUGGAAGUAGCAAGGAUUUUUAUAAACGGGUCGAGGAGGCGGCCUUGCUUAAUUUGCCUCUCUUUGUCCCCUCUGCUCCCAUGACCGUCCCCCUUCAGCAAGGUCUAUAAUCUUCAAAGGGGGACAGCGCAGGGCUGCUAAACAGAGACCAGGGGUACUAUCCCAGGGGCAGGGAUAGUUCGUUGUUUUGUUAAUGCUGUCUGUGUGUCCUUUUAGACUAACUUUAGCCCAGCUCUUUCUUCUGGCAGGUCCAGUCCCCCUCCUGGGAUGCUAUAUUCCCUUCUCUGGCUCCCUCAACUCUUUUGGGCCGCAAACACUUUAGAGGCCUUCCCUGCCCAGGCUGUCUGAAGUCAUCCUCUACCCCUUUCAUCUCUUCUCCCCUUCCCUGUUGGUCUGCUGCUGUUCCCCAUGAG